GAAGUAAUUCCAGUUUUAGAAGCAAUUUCGUAAACAUUUGCAAACGCCAGAGAAAACUCGAGAAAAUCCGGGGUUUUAAUGUCCUUCUGAGAUGGUAAAUGUUAUGAAAGGAGUCCUUGUGGAAUGUGAUCCGGCAAUGAAACAAUUCCUCCUCCAUCUGGACGACACUCUGGCUUUGGGACGCAAAUUUAUCAUCCAAGACCUCGACGAGAAGCAUCUUUUCAUCUCCACGGACAUUGUGGAAGUGCUACAGGCAAAAGUGGAUGACUUGAUGGAUCAGAUGAGUUUCCCUCUUCACGAUAAAACCAACUAAAAGAGAAAAAUGACGAGUCGCGAGUCAGGAAGAAUCAAAGAAGCGGAUAAAAAACGGGUUCUCGAUGAAGCCUCCAGGAAAAGGCGUGCCCGGAAGGCUCUGGAAGCCCUGGAACAGGACAAUUUCCAUGAUGAUCCUCAUGCAGAUUUGGUGAUGUCGAAGAAAAUCCCCAAAUUUCAAGACAACUUGGACACUUCGAAGAACAAAAAAGGCAAGAAGCCCAAAAAUGCUGAAUACUUCAAGGCAAAGUACCGAAAGACAUUUGCGCAGCUCCUGGAGGAGGAUAAAACCCUCCGACCGGAUCCUCCAAACUACGGAAGUGCCCAGGCGCCUCCAUCGAGAUUCCCGGAACGACAUUUUUGUGCUGUUUGUGGGUUUCCAUCGAAUUACACUUGUACUUCCUGCGGCACGAGAUACUGCUGCGUGAGGUGUUUAGGGACACAUCAAGACACCCGAUGCCUCAAAUGGACAGCCUAGAUAAUUAUCAAUUUGCCCCUGAUUGUAUUUUUCUGCCCCAAAUAAAAAAAUAUUCAACUUUUUUCAAAA
This is a messenger RNA of Phlebotomus papatasi, 859 nucleotides long. It is a transcript of the gene Tfb5, whose product is annotated as general transcription factor IIH subunit 5. The transcript is spliced from 2 exons. Gene Ontology annotation, biological process: nucleotide-excision repair, preincision complex assembly; nucleotide-excision repair; transcription initiation at RNA polymerase II promoter. Bases 92 to 313 code for a protein of 73 amino acids. Gene Ontology annotation, cellular component: transcription factor TFIIH core complex; transcription factor TFIIH holo complex. The record is from RefSeq and is a predicted model, not a curated record. Lineage: Eukaryota; Metazoa; Arthropoda; Insecta; Diptera; Psychodidae.